AUGUCAGUUGUAAAUGGACUGAUAUGGAAACAUCGAAUAUACAAACUUAUUCCUAAUAAAUCAUUUAAACGAUUUUGUACAGAUAAAUGUGUGGAUAUAAAGAAUGAAAUAAUAACACAUAGUUACAAAAAAACGGAGUAUGAACAAAAUAUUAAUAAAUAUAAACAAUGUAAAGAUUAUAUUGAUUUAAAACAAAAAAUAUAUUAUGAUUAUUUGUCAAAAGAAACCCCCACACUUAGUAUUAGUAGGGGAAAACAAAUGAAUGAAUAUAUAAUAAAUAAUGAGAAUGAGUAUAAAAAUUAUGAAAAUAGUAAAAACGAUAAAAAAAAUGUGCAAGAAAACCAUGUAAGCAAUUUAUAUGAAAAUAUUCGUAUGGGAUAUAUAGAGGAAUACAAAAAAUGGAGUAAAAUUAUUAAGAAAAAGAAAAAAGAGUUAGAAAAAAACGUUGAUAAAGAUAUUUUAAGUUUGAAUGAGUCAAAGCAAGGUAUAGAAGAAAAUAUCAAUACCAAAUAUUGUAAUAAUAAUAAUAGUAAUAAUGCGAAUAUAAGCGAAAUAAACGCGGUACAAGAUGAAAAAAUAGGAUAUAAACAUAUGGUAUAUAUACAAAACAAUGAUGACGAAUUUAUAAAAUGUGAAAAUGAAGGAAAUAAUAAGAUAGAAGCGGGGGACAAUGAUAUUUUGAAAAAAAAUUCAAUAUCAAGCAGUUUGACUGAGAUAUAUAUAGAUAACAGUAAAUAUUUCAAUAAUGAAGAUUAUAAAAUUCCGAAUAUAAUUAAAUUAAAUCAAUACUGUUCUUAUAAAGGCUUAUGUAGUUCGAGAUUUGCUUAUAAUAACUUAAAAAAAGGUAUUUUAAAAAUUAAUGAUAAUAUUGUAUACGAAAAUGUAGACAUUUCAAUAGGUAAAGAUCGUGUCGAGUUAACAAAAGUUGGUAAACUUUUACUAAAAGAUAGAAUAACAAUUAUUGUAAAUAAGCCUAAACAUUAUUUAUCAAUUUCACCAGAUAAUAAAUUGAAUAAUAAAAAACUUCUUGUAAGAAAUUUAAUAAGGAAUGAAAAUAAAUAUAUUGAAGAAGAACAUAAAUGUAUGAGUUAUUUUAUUUAUAAAAAUAUAAAUAUAGAAAAGGUAAAUAAUUUAUAUGUAUGUGGUCGAUUAGAUGCUAAUUCAACCGGAUUACUAAUUUAUACACAAGAUUCUAUGGCAAGUAGCUAUUUGUUAAAUAAAUAUAAAUACGAAGUUGAAAAGGAAUAUAUUAUUACAACAUUUAAUGAAAUAAAUGAAUGUCAUUUAAAAAUGUUAAAAGAUAAUUUGUUUGUUGACGGUAAAUUAAUAUAUAAAUGUCAUAUACAAUAUGUAGAUAGUUUUACUCUUAUAUUUAAACUAUAUCAAGGUUUUCAUAAAAUAAUUAGAAAAAUAUGUUUAUUGUCAAAUAUUAAAAUACGAUCAUUACACAGGACACGUAUAGGGAAAAUACACCUCAACAAUUUACCUCUUGGAAAAUGGAGAUUUCUUAUGCCUAACGAAUCUUUUUUUUAA
Plasmodium berghei ANKA is the source of this 1533-nucleotide messenger RNA. RefSeq names its product RNA pseudouridylate synthase, putative. Lineage: Eukaryota; Apicomplexa; Aconoidasida; Haemosporida; Plasmodiidae. Bases 1 to 1533 code for a protein of 510 amino acids. Gene Ontology annotation, molecular function: RNA binding; pseudouridine synthase activity. The transcript has a single exon. The record is from RefSeq and is a predicted model, not a curated record. Gene Ontology annotation, biological process: pseudouridine synthesis.